This is a messenger RNA of Plenodomus lingam JN3, 1281 nucleotides long. RefSeq lists its product as uncharacterized. Lineage: Eukaryota; Fungi; Ascomycota; Dothideomycetes; Pleosporales; Leptosphaeriaceae. The record is from RefSeq and is a predicted model, not a curated record.
AUGUCACCACCUCCCUCCCCAUCGAACGAGCAACCGCUGCCCUCCUCACGCGCCCAGCUCUCCGCUCUGCUCAAGCACAAACUCCGCGCCAUACCACCCUACCACCUCCCCACACUGACCCUAGACGAUAUAAUCCUGCCAAACCCAAUAGCUACACACAUUCCCAACAUACCGCCCGACAUUCAGCUGCCCUUCUUCCUGCGCCACCGCGCCCUCAUGGCACGGGACGACGACCGGGCUAUCAAGAGUGAAGAAUUGCAGAGUAUGGACGUUACGAGGGCGAUAUGGUACUAUCGGCUUGAUUCUGCGCGGCAGUUUCAACGCUACCAUGAUGGAGUGAGAUGGAAUCUUGCCAUGUUUACUGCGCUGCUUGCGCGCGAGUUUGUAGAGGCUGGGUCUCCGGUCGAUGACAUUGGAAUGAAUACGGCGACUACGAGCAGUGAGAGAAGAUUCGAUCACUGGGUACCUGCAGACCAUUACUAUCCAGCGUCCGCACGAUCCCAGCGUAGCUUCGACAACCACGUCCCGACAUACCAGUCCUGCCCAUCAUCCUCACGAUCCUCCCGUGGCCUCGACAACCACUUCCCGGUAGAUCAUUACUAUCCAUCAUCCUCAAGAAUCUCACAAACCUCCUGUAACUUCGAUAACCACAACCCCCCACCCCCAUCCUACCGCCCCCUCCCCCCCUCCGCCAAAACCUUCACAGCCCUUUACCUCUCCGCCGUCCUCGAACACCACAGCACCCCUACAACCUUCCACGCACAUGAAGCCUUCCUAAAAGCCUGGAAGACGUCGCCCUGGGACCUCUUCCGCGUCCACGGCGCGGCGCAAAAGAAACUGCUCAAGAGCGAGAUGAAGCGGCUACGGGGUGAGUGGGAGCGCUUGUUGGAUCGGGAGAGGGAGAGGUUGGGGCGCGCGGAGUAUGAGAGGGUGGUGGGGAGAUGGGUGGGCGGGGUGGUGCCGGGGAGGAGGGAUCAGGGGGUUAGGGGGAUGGGGGAUCAGGGGGUUGGUAUUUCGUUUGCCGGUCUGAACCCCUUGGAUACAGAUUCACAUUCCAGCACCACAUACGACAACGCUUCGUCUUCGGACACGCUCCUUCAAGCUCUACUCAUACCCUUUCCCGCCCAAGACCCAGCACCGCCUACGCAAAUUGAAGACACGAGCACGGUGACCGACCUACGGGAUGCAAUUGCAGCGGUGCGGAGUGUAAGGGCGAGGGAAAUACUGGCUAUGCUGGUGGCGAGGUUUCCAGUUGAGGGUGAGAAGGAGGGCGAGAACUGA